AUGUCAGACGCAAAAUCAGCAAUCAUGGAUCAGAUCCGCCAACAAGCCGCCCUAAGCAAUGCGCGAGCAUUAAUAGAAAAAGUCAACGAACACUGUUUCGAGCGAUGCGUCCCAAAACCCGGCUCCUCGCUUUCCUCCUCUGAAACUACUUGCUACACACAUUGUAUGGAGAAGUAUAUGGCCGCGUGGAACACAGUCUCGAGAACGUAUUUGCAGCAUGCUCAGCAGGGUGUUGCUGCCGCUGGUGGGGCACAGGGUGUUAUGGGGAGUAUAUGA
Recurvomyces mirabilis is the source of this 276-nucleotide messenger RNA. It is a transcript of the gene TIM13, whose product is annotated as protein translocase subunit. Lineage: Eukaryota; Fungi; Ascomycota; Dothideomycetes; Mycosphaerellales; Teratosphaeriaceae. The record is from RefSeq and is a predicted model, not a curated record. The transcript has 2 exons. The coding region runs from base 1 to 276 and encodes 91 amino acids.